CACGUGACAUUCCCUCCCGACCAUGGAAAUUGGAAAACGACUUCAGCACGAGCUUUGAGAUGGCUACCGACUGGGGCGCACGCUAAAUUCAAAGUCCAGCUGUAUGAAAUUCGACUGACUGGAAUUUAUAAUUCUUGCAAUCCGCUUUGCAGCGGGGCUGCCAUGCGGACGCGAAAAAAGAUAUUGCAGUAUGUUUAAAUUUCUCUCACUUCCGUCCGUCCCGUGGAAAAGGCAUGAUUGUCCUGCCGAGGCUGCACUAACUGCUGCUUUCUGACCCUUCACACGGUCUUUGCAGCGUUUCUGCUGCCCAAACUUACUCUCCUCCCCUUCCCGCUUUCUUCCUUCUUCCUCUUUUUUAGUCUCCUGCUCCUUCUCCUCUGCGCUUCUCUUCCCUCUCUUUAAAACGUAGUAAAGAAGAGAGAGCUGAAGAGGGAAAGGAAAGUAGCCGAGAGCGCUGCCCUGCCCCUGGCUAACCCAACCAUGGAGUCAUUCAGCUUGCUCAAGUACUGGAGGGGCGGUGGCGGAGCGGCUCUGGCUGCAGCCGCCGCCACGGCCGCCUCUAGCGUGUGCACCGCUGCCAACGCCGCCACUACCACCAUCGCCACCUCUGUCCUCAACCCGUCAGCAGAGACCGACGACGACGGCGGAGAUGUCGGCGACGAUGGCCCCUUCUUCGAUCUCGAGUUCGCCGUGCCGGAGGAGGACGGCGAGGGGGAGGAGGAGGACGGUGGAGAAGAGAAGGAUGGCUCUGCGGCGGGGAUGGAAGCGGAGUCGGACGAUAACGAGGAGGGGGAGUUUAAUUUCAUGGUGUCUUCGGAGGGGAGCUGCGGCGGCGACCUUCGGUCCGAUCCCCUCUCUCCUUCAGACGAUCUCUUCUUUAAAGGGAAGCUCGUGCCUCUGGAGCCAUCCUCGAUCGUGAUCACCUCGUCCGAGGCCGAUCCCAGGCCUCAGUUCGCCGUUUCCCUUCUCAAGUCCGCGACCAAGUUUCGAGUCUUCAUGUUAGGCCUCCGGAAGGCAAAAUCCACACCGGCGGAGCCCAAUGGGGCUCCCGCCGCCCCGAGCACGGCGGCCACGGCGUCUCCAAAGCAGCAAUCGCGGCCGCAGCCGAGCAAGUUCUUCAUCAAAUUUAAGGUGGAGGAGGUACCGAUCAUCUCGCUCUUCACCCGCGACAACGGCUCCCGUAACUCCAGCGGCAGUAAAGCGGCGAAAUCCCAGGCGGAGGAAUCCGCAGCAGCGCCGUCCUCGGCAGCGGCGGAGGACUCCGCAGCAGCGCCGCCCUCGGCAGCGGCGGAGGAGAAGAAGUUCUCCAAGGAAGUGGUGCAUAAGUAUCUCAACAAAAUCAAGCCGCUCUAUGUCAGAGUAUCGAAGAGGUACGCCCAGAAGCUGAGGUUCUCCGGUCAGCUGACCCCAGGCGAGGCGGCUGCGGCGGCGGCGGCGAAGGCCGGGCCCAACGAAGGCGAGGAGACGGACGUGGAGGCGGAAGCGGCCGCGCCGCCGUCGGCGGCACCGGCGACGACAGCGGGGACGGCGGCGAGCGGCGUUAAGUGCCAGAAAGUGAACUUGCCGACGGGGUUGAAGGUGGUGUGCAAGCGGCUGGGGAAGAGCCGGUCGGCUUCGGCCGCCGUCGCCGCGGUGCCGUCACCGCCGCCGCAGAGGCGGGACGACUCGCUCCUCCAGCAGCAGGACGGGAUCCAGAGCGCCAUCGCGCACUGCAAGAAAUCGUUCAACGCGGCCGAAGGUUUCUGUCUCUUUUGGUGGAUUUGGGUCCGGUUUGGCAGGGUCCGAGUCGCCUCUGGUGCGAUCCAAGAGCGAUCCAUGCGAUGGGAGGUCCGAUAAGGGCGACUGCGUUUGAUGAUCUGAUCCUCACCGUUGGAGUUUUGAUACACGACGUGAGAAAAAAGUUAGAUGUCUUUCGUCCUAUGGUGGAAGUAUGGCGUUAUGGAGAGAGCUGGCGGCGAAAGAUCUCUUUUAGCCGCGGCGAAGUUGUGUGCCUCUUUCUUUUUUGGGGGAGGGUAAGUUUUUUCUCUAUCUUUUAAAUGUUCGAGUGGCGGUGCUUGUGUAAUUAUAUAUCUUCCUUAUCUAUUCGAACUUUACCAUUGCGAUGGA
This is a messenger RNA of Phoenix dactylifera (date palm), 2106 nucleotides long. Its product is annotated as putative membrane-associated kinase regulator 2. The record is from RefSeq and is a predicted model, not a curated record. Lineage: Eukaryota; Viridiplantae; Streptophyta; Magnoliopsida; Arecales; Arecaceae. Gene Ontology annotation, cellular component: plasma membrane.